AUGGCGGCUGCUCCUCGUCUCCCCGUCCGAGCGGUGAACCUCGGCGGGUGGCUGGUGACGGAGGGCUGGAUCCUGCCGUCUCUCUUCGACGGCAUCCCCAACCACGAUCUCCUGGACGGCACGCAGCUGCAGUUCAAGUCGGUAACGCAGAACGCCUACGUGGCCGCGGAGAAUGGCGGCGGUGCGGGGCUGGUGGAGAACCGGCCUCAGGCGUCUGGUUGGGAGACCUUCAAGCUGUGGCGGAUCAACGAGGUGACAUUCAAUUUCAAAGUGUUUGGCAACCAGUUCGUGGGCGUCCAGAGCGACGGCUCGCUGGUCGCGACGGCGGCUGUGCCGAGGCGGCCAGAGAGGUUCCGGCUAGUUCGCAGCCCCAGCGACCAGUACAGGAUGCGGAUCAUGGCGCCGAACGGACUCUUCUUGGAGAUAAUGGAGAUUUAUGGGGUAGUUACGGGCGGGGACUACCAACACUAUCAAAUGUGA
Aegilops tauschii subsp. strangulata is the source of this 480-nucleotide messenger RNA. RefSeq lists its product as uncharacterized. Gene Ontology annotation, cellular component: actin cytoskeleton; cytoplasm. The record is from RefSeq and is a predicted model, not a curated record. Gene Ontology annotation, biological process: cell migration; establishment or maintenance of cell polarity; actin filament bundle assembly. Gene Ontology annotation, molecular function: actin filament binding. Lineage: Eukaryota; Viridiplantae; Streptophyta; Magnoliopsida; Poales; Poaceae.